CCCGCAACAUUCGAGCACCAGGCCCAGCAACAGGUCAAUUCGAGCUCUGAACAGGCUCAGCCAGCAGCAGUCUGAAACCAGCGAGCGAACACGCUCCGAAACCGCAAAGCCGAGCCCCGAUAAAUGCUGUUGCAGGCCAGAAGGGGUCUUGUGCACCGCCCGAGCCCGGCGGCGGCCCAGUGCGCCUAUCGCGUUCUUCACAGGCAGAGGCCCCGCUCGCUGCUGUCUUCACCACCUCCGUCACCGCUUCCUUCUUCUUCUGUCUUUGCCCGCCACUUCCGCUCCCCAAUUGAAUUCAAAAUGUCGCUCGACCAGCAGUAUCUCGAUAUCGACGACGCGAAGGACUACAAGUUCUCGUCGCGGAGGUCCGUCGUGCACUCGCUCGAUGGAAUUGUCUCUUGCACUCAGCCCAUGGCCGCUCAGGCUGGUCUGAAGAUGUUGCGCAUGGGCGGAAACGCGGUCGACGCCGCCGUUGCCACCGCUGCCGCGCUCACCGUCAUCGAGCCGAUGAUGGUCUCCCCCGCCGGAGACGUCUUCUCCCUCUUCUGGAGCGCAAAGGACAAGUCCCUGAAGGGUCUUAACGGUUCCGGCCGCUCGCCCCAGAAACUGACGAUCGACUACCUCAAGUCGGUUGGCAUCACGGGCCACAAGCUCCCCCCCAACUCGGUGCACUGCGUCACCGUCCCCGGCGGUCCUGCCGCCUGGGUCGACGCGAUCGAGAACUGGGGUUCGGGCAAGAUCACGAUUGCGGACGCGCUUGCGCCUGCGAUCGAGUUUGCCGAGUUUGGCGUGCCGAUUCCCGAGAUUGCUUCGCAGCUCUGGUACCGCGGAAAGAACAUCAUUGCCAACAACUCCGAGAACGGCAAGGACAUGCUUCUUGCCGACGGAUCGACGCCCAAGCAGGGUGACCUGUGGGUCAACAAGAAGCUCGCGGAGACGUACAAGCUCGUUGCGAAGAACGGCAAGGCUGGAUUCUACGAGGGUCCCGUUGCCGAGCGCAUCGUCGACCAGGUCCAGAGCAUGGGCGGUGUGAUGACGCUCGAGGACAUGAAGAGCCACACGUCGACCUUCGUCGACCCGAUCUCGAUCGACUUCAACGGCCUCACGCUGUGGGAGUGCCCUCCCAACGGCCAGGGACUGCUCGCGCAGCUCGCGACCGGAAUCAUCCGCGAGAUGAUCGAGGACAAGAUCGUGCCCCCUCCGUCCGAGUGGGUGCUCAACUCGGUCGAGUACUUGCACAUGGUCAUCGAGUCGCUCAAGAUGGCGUUCCGCGACGGAGAAGAGUACGUCGCCGACCCCGAGCGCGCAAAGGUUCCCACCGCUGCGCUUCUCGAAAAGUCGUACCUCAAGGCCCGCGCGAAGGAGUUCGACCCCAAGAAGGCCGUGCCGCAGUACGCGCCCGGUCUGCCCAAGACCGCGAACGACUCCGACACCGUGUACCUCUCUGUGACCGACAAGGAAGGAAACGCGUGCUCGUUCAUCAACUCCGUCGCGGGCAUGUUCGGCACCGGAAUCGUGCCCAAGGACUCUGGCUUCCCGCUGCUCAACCGCGGCGUCAACUUCAUCCUCGACCCGACCGCGCUCAACGCGCUCGAGGGCGGCAAGCGACCGUACCACACCAUCAUCCCCGCCAUGCUCACCAAGGACGACGACAUCUACGCCGCCUACGGUGUCAUGGGCGGCUUCAUGCAGCCCCAGGGCCAUCUGCAGGUCCUGCUCAACCACUCGGUCUUUGGCCUCGACGAGCAGAAAUCCCUCGACGUGCCCCGUAUCUGCAUCACCCCCGGCCGCGUGGUCGACGGCGUGACGCUGACGAACGUGAACGUAGAGGCUGAGAUCAGCGACGAGGUGGUCGAGAAGCUCAAGGCGCUCGGCCACGAAAUCACGCGCCAGAAGCGCUACGAUCCGUUGUUUGGCCGUGGCCAGUUCAUUAAGCUUACCAAGCUUGACAACGGCAAGAUCGUCCACAGCGCUGGAAGUGACCCGCGUGGUGACGGUGCUUCGUUCCCUUUCUAUGCUUAAAUAGUUGAUGCGUAGGUGAAGAAAAGUGAUUGAUAUUUAAUGUGGUGAUGGCACGGCUACGACGAUUUGUUCAUUUGUUCAAUAUUUUCAAUAGUUCAGAACGACUUAAUGCAAGACUUAUAAAUAUCUUAAGAGAAUCGA
Messenger RNA from Myxozyma melibiosi, 2163 nucleotides. RefSeq names its product gamma-glutamyltranspeptidase. The coding region runs from base 124 to 2022 and encodes 632 amino acids. The record is from RefSeq and is a predicted model, not a curated record. NCBI's taxonomy places the organism in Eukaryota, Fungi, Ascomycota, Lipomycetes, Lipomycetales, Lipomycetaceae. The transcript has 3 exons.